GUGACACAGAGAGAGAGUUUUUAAGCAAAAGCAAAAGAGGAAAGCAGCUAUCCCGUAGAGGGUACAAAAAGGCGGUUUUCGACAAGCAACAACCUGCACAACGAGAGAGAAAUGAAGAACGUUGAAACCAAGGAAGGUGGUGUAUCGAUUGAUGGAAACGAUGCAGAAGAAAAACGGGCUGUCGCCUUGUUUUUGGCAAGAGAAGAAGAGAUCGAGAAGAAGAAGAUGCAAGUCAGGGAAAAGGUCAAGUUUCAGCUAGGCCGCGCAGAAGAAGAAACUAGACGCCUGGCUCGAGUUUGGGAAGAGCUCGAGAUUUUAACAGAUCCCAUGAGGAAAGAAGUUGCAACGGUACGAAAGAAGAUAGAUACGGCUAACCGUGAGGUGAGAUCACUGGGACAAAGUUGCCAGAAGAAGGAGAAAGAGUAUAGAGAAGCAAUGGAGGCAUUCCAUCAGAAGAAUAACGAAAAGAAUCAACUAACAAUCACUCUAGUCGAGUUGGUGAAAGAAAGUGAGAAAGGCAGGAUGAAGAAACUAGAGGAGCUCAGCAAGAUCAUGGAUUCUUGAGGCUGACUGAGGAUAUUGACUUGUGUGUAGUUUCUUGCAUGAUUUUAAUUAUGGUUUUGGUGAGACCUGAAGUUUUAAGUUUGAAUCUCAUCAUGCUUUAAAAAAUGAAUUGUUUGAUGUAUAGGCCAAAACAAUAGCUCUUUUGGGGUGUGGGUUUUUUAUUAUCUCCAUUUCUUUAUCAUUGUAAGCACCAACUUGAUAUUGGAUCGGUUCUCAACGUUCUUC
Messenger RNA from Cynara cardunculus var. scolymus (artichoke), 789 nucleotides. RefSeq lists its product as uncharacterized. Bases 112 to 564 code for a protein of 150 amino acids. The record is from RefSeq and is a predicted model, not a curated record. Lineage: Eukaryota; Viridiplantae; Streptophyta; Magnoliopsida; Asterales; Asteraceae. The transcript has 4 exons.